This is a messenger RNA of Macrosiphum euphorbiae (potato aphid), 468 nucleotides long. The record is from the annotation of a GenBank genome assembly. Lineage: Eukaryota; Metazoa; Arthropoda; Insecta; Hemiptera; Aphididae.
AUGAUCAAGUUGGUUAAUUUUUUGCGGUCCCGAUCGGCUCUUCAGAACAGGCUGUUUAAAGAUUUUUUAUUUGAAUGUGAUUCAGUGUAUUCGGAUUUACUUCAACAUAACAAUGUCCGUUGGUUAAGUAAAGGCAAAGUGAUCGAACAUCUUUGGAGUAUAAAAGAAGAAGUAAUCACGUUCUUGGUGAACUUGGAUUCAGUAGAAUCAAAGCAGUAUCUUAAAUUCUUAACAAAUGAGAGCAAUAUGCUAUCUGUGGCAUUUUUAAAAGACAUUCUUGGAUAUUUAAAUGUACUUAAUACUGAGUUACAAGGGCAAAAAAAGUUAAUUUGUGAUCUGAUAUCAAGUGUAUCUGCUUUCCGACGAAAACUUGAAAUCUUUGAAGAUGAUAUAAAAAAUCAAGAUUUUAUUCAUUUUCCAACAAUCCUAAAAUAUAAAAAGACUUCCGAUAUAGACUUAUGUUUUUAA